UGUAGCCGACCUUGAUAUGUUGUUCCCCUCCGAUCCUGUAUAAAACUUCCAUCAAAUAGGUUCAUUCACCUUCUAUCGCCAACUUCACACCCAGAAACUAAAACCAAGCAAGAUGGUUGAUUCAAAAAAAAAACAUGGAACCUCGACUAGUGAGGAUCAUGGGGAGUCGUCUUUCCAUGACUUGGAAAAUGGGGCCUCCGAUACUUCCACACAGAAUUGCUGCAUCUACAGUGUUCCCAAGACACUCGUCGAGGUCAGCGGCAAGAAAUGGUUCGAGCCCCGCGUCGUCUCCAUCGGGCACUACAACUGCAAGAACGACGCGAAACAUAAACGCCUCCAAAUGAAACAAAAGCACAAGCAGGAGUUCUGUAGCAUUCUACAGUCCCGCGUCAAAACAAGCAUGGAAGAAUUGAUGGAAAUCAUACGCCGGCCAGUACUUGAAGCUGCUGAUGCCAGAUCAGCUCAUUACUCACAAAAGAUUAAGCUCAACUCCGCGACGAUCGAUCCGUUCCUCAGAAUGCUGGUUCUUGAUGGUUGUUUUAUAUUAGAAUUGUUUCGAGUACUUGGAAAAUCGAAAAAGAUCGAGUCUGAUCACCCUCUCGCCUCCGUGGCAUGGGCAAUACCACAGUUCUACGGGGAUCUUCUUCUGCUUGAGAAUCAGAUCCCCUUUGUUGUUCUGAAAAAGUUAUUUGAAACUUCCAAAAUGCCUGAUGAGGACUAUCCUUUGUCCUUGCUUGCUUUGAGAUUCUUUAACAAUGUAAUGCGCAGAUCCGAAGAAGAUCUCCAAGAGAUGAGCGAGAAAGUCGUGAUCAAUGACAGCUUGCAUUUGCUGAACUUGGUUCGGUUAAGUUUUAUCACCCGCGAUCUAGAUAAGCCACCGGCGACUGUGAAGAAAACAGAAACAGCACCGGCGAUAUACUGCAUCACGAAGCUCCUCAAAGCAGGCAUUAAGAUCAAACUGCGUGAGGAGGCCGACAACUUCUUGGCUGUGAAAUUCAACGAGGACAACGGAGUGAUUGAGAUGCCCAAAAUAACCCUCGAAUACUUCAUGCACUCUUUCUUGGUGAACUGUCGGGCAUUCGAGCAGUUGGACAACAAAAGCUCCAAGCACAUUACUGUUUACGCCUAUUUCUUGGACUGCUUAGUAAACACAGCCAAGGACGCAGAGUACCUUUCCGAACACAACAUCAUUGACAGUUAUGUUGGGAAGAACAGCGAGGUCGUGCAAUUCAUCAACAAGUUGGGGAAGGAGAUGGAUGUUGAAACCGAUCAGUUUUAUUUAUACGACUUUUUCAGAAAUGUGGACGAUCGUUAUAAUAAACGGCAAGAUGGCAAGAUGGCAAAAAAAGGGGAAAAAACUAAAAAAUCCUCGACUAGUGAGGAUCAUGGGGAGUCGUCUUUCCAUGACUUGGAAAAAGGCCGGGCCUCCGAUACUUCCACACAGAAUUGCUGCAUCUACAGUGUUCCCAAGGCACUCGUCGAGAUUAGCGGCAAGAAAUGGUUCGAGCCCCGCGUCGUCUCCAUCGGGCACUACAACUGCAAGAACGAUGCGAAACAUAAACGCCUCCAAGUGAUACAAAAGCACAAGCAGGAGUUCUGUAGCAUUCUACAGUCCCGCGUCAAAACAAGCAUGGAAGAAUUGAUGGAAAUCAUACGCCGGCCAGUACUUGAAGCUGCUGAUGCCAGAUCAGCUCAUUACUCACAAAAGAUUAAGCUCAACUCCACGACGAUCGAUCCGUUCCUCAGAAUGCUGGUUCUUGAUGGUUGUUUUAUAUUAGAAUUGUUUCGAGUACUUGGAAAAUCGAAAAAGAUCGAGUCUGAUCACCCUCUCGCCUCCGUGGCAUGGGCAAUACCACAGUUCUACGGGGAUCUUCUUCUGCUUGAGAAUCAGAUCCCCUUUGUUGUUCUGAAAAAGUUAUUUGAAACUUCCAAAAUGCCUGAUGAGGACUAUCCUUUGUCCUUGCUUGCUUUGAGAUUCUUUAACAAUGUAAUGCGCAGAUCCGAUGAAGAUGUCAAAGAGAUGAGCGAGAAAGUCGUGAUCAAUGACAGCUUGCAUUUGCUGAACUUGGUUCGGUUAAGUUUUAUCACCCACGAUCUAGAUAAGCCACCAGGGGAGAAAAAAACAGAACCAGUACCGGUGAUAUACUGCAUCACGAAGCUCCUCAAAGCAGGGAUUAAGAUCAAACUUCGUGAGCCGGCGGCCGACAGCUUCUUGGCUGUGAAAUUCAAGAACGGAGUGAUUGAGAUGCCCAAAAUAGCCGUCGACUACUUCAUGCACUCUUUCGUGGUGAACUGUCGGGCAUUCGAGCAGUUGGACAACGAAAGCUCCAAGCACAUCACAGUUUACGCCUAUUUCUUGGACUGCUUAGUAAACACAGCCAAGGACGCAGAGUACCUUUACGAACACAACAUCAUUGACAGUUAUGUUGGGAAGAACAGCGAGGUCGUGCAAUUCAUCAACAAGUUGGGGAAGGAGAUGGAUGUUGAAACCGAUCAAUUUUAUUUAUACGACUUUUUCAGAAAAGUGGACGAUCGUUAUAAUAACCCGUGGAAAAAGCGCUGGACGGAGUUCAAGCAUAGGUACUUCAAUACGCCAUGGUCAUUCAUUUCGGCAUUGGCAGCCCUUGUGCUGUUAGUGUUAACCAUUUUGCAGACCUACUACACCAUGUACGCUUAUUAUCAUCCUAAAUAAUGGGCCGGCCUUCUCCUACCCGAUCCGUCUGUUACGUGCAUGCAGUGCAUGUCUUCCAUGAACAGCUACAAAGGUGUCCGUAUGGGAAGCUAGAUAAUGCUCAAGUUCUGGCACUCGUAAUCAGGCCGGUAGGAGUAUGUGUGUUUGUCUUUCCAUUGAUCAAGUCUUUAUGUGUAAGCCUUUCGUUAUUUCACUACAAGAAAAAUGGCUUUUGUGGCUAUUUAAUUGCGACGAAAA
Molecule: messenger RNA, 2929 nt
Organism: Juglans regia (Persian walnut)
Lineage: Eukaryota; Viridiplantae; Streptophyta; Magnoliopsida; Fagales; Juglandaceae
Exons: 2
Coding region: 113-2692 (859 amino acids)
Source: RefSeq, a predicted model, not a curated record